GUAGUGCAUUGAGAGAUGGAGGGCAGCAGGUUGCAAAUUCAUGGGGUUGUAGGCGCAGGGGAUGCUGGGAGUUGUAGUGCAGUGAGAACAGGAGGAGAAGGGGAGGGAGGAGGCGGCAGGGGAGGGAGUGACGGGUCAGUAACAGGGAGGAGGAGAGGGAACCAGUCUCACCAGUGCGGCUCCUACAGGGGGAGGGGAGGAAGUUUCGGGAAGGUGCCCGGAGUUUCACUGGGGAUUUGCUGCACUUGGCACCGGGGUCAGGAGGGUCGGAGCGGAGUCCCAGGCACCGGCAGGAGGAGAAGGAAGAGCGGAGUCCUAGGGGAGAGAGCGCACCUGCCCGGCCCUGGUACCAUGAUCCCCCGGGCACUGCUGCUGCUCUCGGCCUGGAUGGUCUCGGGGGGCCGGACGCUGCUGGUGACGGUUCAGGACACUCAGAGGUACACGAUGCUCUUCUCCUCCAUCAUCCUCAAGUGCGACUACAGCACCUCGGCUCAGAUCCAGGACGUGGCCGUCACGUGGAGGUUUAAGUCUUUCUGCAAGGACCCCAUUUUUGAUUACUACUCUGCGGCCUAUCAGGCCUCGCUGAGUCUCAGUCAGGACCCCGCGAACGACUGCAAUGACAACCAGAGGGAGGUGCGAAUUGUCAUCCAGAAGCGAGCGCAGAAUGAGCCAGUGCUGGGGGUGGAUUAUCGACAGCGCAAAAUCACCAUUCAGAAUAAGGCCGACCUGGUGAUCAGUGAGGUCAUGUGGUGGGACCAUGGUGUCUAUUUUUGCUCCGUGGAGGCUCAGGGGGACACAUCAGGGGACCCCGAUAAAGAGGUCAAACUGGUUGUGCUGCAUUGGCUGACGGUUCUCUUCAUCAUCCUGGGAGCCUUUCUUCUCUUCCUCCUGAUUGGCAUUUGCUGGUGCCAGUGCUGCCCACACUGCUGCUGCUGUUAUGUCCGGUGCCCGUGUUGCCCAACCAGAUGCUGCUGUCCUGAAAAAGCUCUUGCCCGGCACAGAUACAUGAAGGAAAUGGAGAGCAUGAACCCCUGGAUCAUGGACAAGCCGUAUUACGCAGGAGCCGACCGAAACUCCCAACAUUCCUCUUACCAGCUGAAUCCAUUGCUCCAGCGAGAUCUUUCUAUACAGAGCAGCCUUCCCAUGCCGGCACCGAUGAGCUUCUCGCCUUCCAACAAUAAAGUCCUGGAUUUUCUGGAGACAGAGAUAAAGAAUCUGAACACUGCGCAGCCCUUGAUGUCUGCUCCCCAUUAUGGCGGCGCCAGCCAUCACCCCAGUAUGUUGUCUUCACUCAGCGAGGUCGGUGUACGGGAGGUGGAGCGUCGAGUCAUACAGCUUCCUCCAUUGGUUGAACAUAUUGUCAGCUCCCACUGCAGCAGCAACUCCUCCCAACAGCGCAGACAUAUGGGCUCCUGGGAUCCACUAGAGGGAGACAGGAGGAGGAACAGACAGUUGGAGGAUUCCAUCUCCAAUGAGAGUAACUGGAGAGCUCAGGAGAGACAGCACAGUGACAGAUCCUCUGGGCAUCGGAGAGAUCCACCCAGCAACCGGCGCCCAAGAAGGGACGUCUCUCCGCCUCGUCGAUAUGACGAUAGUUACAGUGAUGAAUCCACUUACAAUGACCCCCGAGGACGAUCCAACCCUCGUUCUGAUAGGGCGAGACCUACGGAGAGAAGAAGGUCUCCAGAAAGAGGAGAUCAAGGCAGGAGAGGAAGCCCUGACAGAUACUCCAGAUCCCAAAGGCACAGGAGAAGUUACUCCCCGCCUCAUCGUCGCAAUUCCUGGAGUUCAGAGGAUGAAGCCCAUCAUAACCAAGGCAGGAGGGGACGGUGCGAUCGCUCGGAUGAGUGGCCAGAGGAUAAACCACCCAGCUAUAAGUCUAUUGAUAUCUGUGCGGGGAAAGCUCCAACCCAACGGCCGGGGGCACUGAGACAGUCUGACCAGGCAAGUUCCAGAAGUGGCCGGAGCAUGGUGAUUUAAGCAGAAGAUCUGAUAAAAAUCAACAAUGAUAUUUCAGAAAUUCUAAGUUGAAAGCCGAAAAAAGGCAAAUUGAUACACGGAUUAAACAGGUGCCUUUUCGGGUCCUAUAUCUGUAUAUUUGGACCAUAUCCAGGUUUUAUACAAACUGUCCUACACCUGCUGCCUUACGUCAGACUUCAGCUGACUGUUCACUGGGGAUUCUGUUUAGGUCAGUCAUGAUUUAUAUCUGUAACUAGGUAAAAAAUGUCAAUUCAAUAAUUCAAGCGGGCGCCCAGACUGUACAGGGGGGGGGUUUGUUUACUUGCAACAACUUUUUGCAGAAGACUCUUCCUUAUCUGUUGCACUGCCAUUAAAUAUGUAACUUCAUUGCAUUACACUGAAAGAAAACACAUACUGUACAUUGUUGUAUUUUCAGCUCCUCACCCUACAAGCUCAAGUUCCAAACAUGGCGGCCAGCAAGCCCCCUGUGCAAGUUUUCAUUAAGAAGACCAGUAACGGGGAGCAGGGCUAUUUUAGGGUGCAGCGGCUUAGGAGGUUUUAUUUAACAUUUGAAUAAUGAGAAGUAACCUGAAUAGUAAGUGGGGAAUAGAUUCCUGGGAGUCGGGAGAAAGAUCUCCUUCCCUAGGAACAUUGGCCCUAUACUGUGUGUUUGUAAAUAAUAUGUAUAUAAUGUGGAAUGGGUAUUCCAAUAUUAUAGCUUAUAAGGGUCUUAAUUUAAAGGUGAGGGUACAACCAGAAAAAACAAGCACACACUCCUGGAGCCAGCCGGUGAAGUUAAAAUUGAAGUUUAUUCCAUACUACUAAAAUCAUACGCCCCAACGCGUAUGAUACGUAAUCAUAGACACGUAUCUACCGAUAUGUAAUCACGUGUCUAUGAUUACGCAUCGGUAGAUUCGAAACGCGUUAGGACGUGUAAUUUUAGUAAUAUGGAAUAAACUCCUGGCUCCAGGAUAGCGUGCUUGUUUGUUCUGGUUGUAUCCUCACCUCAAGCUACGGGUUCGGGGCAAGGCACCCGAGCCACCUGUCGUUAUUGGUGAGUGCGAAAAAAGCUGAUUUUACCUACACUAAUUACAUUGUUUAAACUGCGUCUGCAGGUGACGGACAUGGGGGUUUAAACACCCAGGUCACUCUCCCCAUCGGGUGAGCUGCAGUCUUACUUAUUUUGCUGUUCCAUAUUUAAUGCUCGGAGUUUUUAUGUUUCCGUGCUAAAAAUUUCAAUUGGUCAGCUUUUUUACUUUCUGGGAUUAGAGCUGGUUUUGGAUAUAAAUCUUAAAUAAAAGGUGGAAUCAAGCGUUGACAGUUAGGGGCCCCAUACAUUAAUCACCUGGGCCUAAUCACAGUGCCAGCUGUACCCGCACCUGCCAGACCCAAGUCCACCCACACCCGACUUCCGCCCUCCAUUUAUAGAUGCCCGGCCUGCCGAUGACAUCACAAAAUAGUGGAACAGGCGUGCGCCUAUAAAAACAGAAGCUGGCAGUGUGAGGUUGCGACCCGCAAAACAAAACAGCGAGGUUGACCCAAACCAGCAGGUAUUGGGUCAGCCUGCACAUCACUAGUUGGCACUGCCUGUUGCUUAUCACACUGGCAUUCUGGGAGUUGCAGUAAGUAGAACCGGUGGUGCAGGUAUGUGGGUCCACGAGGCUACAGUCUCUCUCACUUGUUUAGGGCAGAAUAAAUUAUUUUAUAUAUUAUUUUUUUUUAUACUGGAGGAAACUGUAUGUUUUGUAUAUACUGGAUGUAAUUAUAUAAGGUAAUAAAAAGUGAUGCUGUUUCUAUUCUUGCUAUGGGAGACUUUGUUUAUCUGUAAAUAAACCAGUUCUGUUUAUA
This is a messenger RNA of Xenopus laevis (African clawed frog), 3807 nucleotides long. It is a transcript of the gene ildr1.S, whose product is annotated as immunoglobulin-like domain containing receptor 1 S homeolog. The coding region runs from base 16 to 1980 and encodes 654 amino acids. NCBI's taxonomy places the organism in Eukaryota, Metazoa, Chordata, Amphibia, Anura, Pipidae. The record is from RefSeq and is a predicted model, not a curated record. The transcript has 8 exons.